This is a messenger RNA of Hemiscyllium ocellatum (epaulette shark), 1633 nucleotides long. RefSeq names its product cytochrome P450 2K6-like. Gene Ontology annotation, biological process: xenobiotic metabolic process. Gene Ontology annotation, cellular component: intracellular membrane-bounded organelle; cytoplasm. The record is from RefSeq and is a predicted model, not a curated record. Bases 140 to 1615 code for a protein of 491 amino acids. The transcript is spliced from 10 exons. Lineage: Eukaryota; Metazoa; Chordata; Chondrichthyes; Orectolobiformes; Hemiscylliidae. Gene Ontology annotation, molecular function: oxidoreductase activity, acting on paired donors, with incorporation or reduction of molecular oxygen, reduced flavin or flavoprotein as one donor, and incorporation of one atom of oxygen; heme binding; iron ion binding.
UUCGACAAGGGAAAGUUCAGAUAAUCCGAGAGCAAAACCACAUCGAUCAGUGAGAGAUUUCCCUUUUGAAUCUUUUCAGUGCAGGAGCUGAGCUCGAAUAUAAACCGCGGCCCCUCCUGUUGCCAGUUUCGAUCCCGGGAUGUCGAUUGUAAGUGCUUUCCCUGUGGAUGCCGUCACCCUGGUGUUGCUGGGGGCUCUGACCAUUAUCCUCCUGCUGUAUUUCAACAGCGGCUUGAAAAAUCCCGGAGUCAUCAACUUCCCCCCGGGACCCCCUUCUCUCCCAGUGAUCGGGAACCUGCACAUGUUGGAUCUGAAGAAGCUGAACAAAUCUUUGAUGAAGCUGUCUGAGAAAUAUGGUGAGGUAUUUAGCAUCAAGCUGGGACCCACAACUGCAGUGGUGCUGACCGGUUAUGAAGCAGUGAAGGAUGCUCUUGUCAACAAUGCAGAUGAAUUUGGAGAAAGAGCACGCAUCCCAAUAUUUGAAGCACUUUCAAAAGGACACGGUAUUGUUUUUGCUCAUGGGGAAUCAUGGAAGCAAAUGAGAAGAUUUGCCAUCAGCACGUUACGAGAUUUUGGAAUGGGAAAGAAAACCAUUGAAGACAAAAUAAUUGAGGAGUCAGAUUUUCUGGUAAAAAUGAUUGAUUCUUAUGAAGGGCAACCAUUUAACCCAACUGUUCAACUGAAUGCUGCUGCUGCCAAUAUAAUUUGCUCUAUAAUUUUUGGUGACAGAUUUGAUUAUGAGGAUGAAACAUUUGUCAGUUUAAUAAAGAGAGUGAAUGAAAAUGCUCAACUUCUUGGUUCACCUAUUGUCCACCUGUACAAUGCAUUUCCACUCCUGAGAUUCCUUCCAGGAUCACACAAUAAAGUGUUGAUCAAUAAAGAAAAGAUGAUUAGCCUCUUCAAAGGUUUCUUCAAAGAAAAUCGUCAGAAACUAGAUGGCAAUGACCUGAGGAGUUUUAUCGAUGUAUUCAUGGUCAGACAACAGAAGGAGUUGAACAACCCUAACUCAUAUUUCCAUGAAGACAAUUUAAUGUGCACGACAAUGAACCUGUUUGCUGCAGGGAUGGAGAGCACCUCAACCACACUUCGUUGGGGAAUGCUUCUGAUGAUGAAAUAUCCAGAGAUCCAGAGAAAGGUUCAUGAGGAAAUUAUCAGAGUGAUUGGAUCAGAACGACAUCCCAGAGUUGAAGAUCGGAAAGAUUUGCCGUACACUGAUGCAGUGAUCCAUGAAAUCCAGAGGUUUGGGGACAUCGCACCACUGAACAUAACACAUGAAACAGCAGCGGACGUAAACUUCAGAGGGUACUUCAUUCCAAAGGGAACCCAUGUAAUCCCAUUGCUGUCCUCUGUGCUGUAUGAUAAAACCCAAUGGGAAAAACCAAAUGAGUUCAACCCAUCUCACUUUUUGAAUGCCGAGGGCAAGUUUGUGAAGAGAGAUGCCUUCAUGCCUUUCUCCGCAGGUCGAAGGAUUUGUGCCGGUGAGAUUCUGGCUAAGAUGGAGCUGUUCCUCUUCUUUACUACACUGAUCCAAAAAUUUAAGUUUCAAGUCCCACCGAAUGUCAGUGAACUGGAACUCGAGUCAGGGUUGCAGAAGAACACAACCAUCAUGUUAUAGAAGAACUACCUAUCCUAU